Messenger RNA from Miscanthus lutarioriparius, 1938 nucleotides. Lineage: Eukaryota; Viridiplantae; Streptophyta; Magnoliopsida; Poales; Poaceae. The record is from the annotation of a GenBank genome assembly.
AUGUCGCUGGUCGCCUACGACGCCUCCUCCGACGAGGAAGACGCCGGCGAGCCUCCCGCCGCAGAGGCGCCACAGCCUGCCCCUAUCGGUCCGCAGCCAAGGCCUCCGUCUCCUUCGACGGCGGUGGGCGCAGCUCAUCGGCCUACGCCGCCGCCGCCGGCAGCCAGCCAGAGUGUAGCACUGAUUAAUUCGAGUAACGUUUCUCUGCCCACACCAUCAUUAGACCUACCAGAUGUUGCAGACCUCUUUGCUCCCCCUGCAGACAAUGCAUCAAGGAAGAGAGAAUCAAACGGGUCUGCUCUUCAUGACUCGCGCAGUAAAAUUCCAAGGAUGCAAUCACAACCCCGAGGCAUAAGAAGUGCUGCAGGGAACACUCUAAUUCCACCACAGCUUCGUGGAAGGUUCUGCUUGCCUACAUCUGCCAGCAACCACAGCUUGGGUACAAUGAGCACCGCAAGAGUUCAGGGAAGAUUAGAUUACCUUAAUUCACAGGAGCCUGGUGACGAAUCACAGGCUACUGCUAUUGAUAUUGUGGAAAGGCUGCUGGUAGAAGAUGACAUAGGCACUUCUCAGAAAAUGAGUGCUGAGCCAAUGAGUGGAACAAAGAAAAAACAAAGGAUCCAUGCUAAUACUCAAGCGAAGAAUUUGACCUCCCAGAGAUAUGGUGGCAGUGGAUCAACUACCAUUGUUGGUUCCAUACUAGAAUGUAACGGUGGUGACUCAGGCUUGAGUUCUUUUAAGAAGCCAGAGCCUCUUGGUUCUACUGAUGAUUUAUAUGAUGCAUAUGAUAUUGGGCCAUGUACUGAGAUGGCAGCUGAAGCCAUGGAAGCAUUGUCCAAUGCAUCAACUGUCAAUCAUGUAGUCAGGGAGAAUGCACAUCCUGAAAGCUCAGUUCUUAGAACAAACUUGGGAAAAGAAAGCAAAGCCAAUAAGAUAUGUUCUGAACCGCCAAUUCAAAAGCGAAUUGGUGGAAGUUCAAGGUCUGUGAAAAAGAAUCCCAGCAAGUCAAAAGACAAGAAAGGUCCAAAACAGAUGGCAGGGAAAGCAAAAGGAAGCAUGGGCAGUAUCACUAUAGAGGGAGAUACAAAUCGUGAGGUGUCAGAAGGAAUCAAGGGAUCUGGUCCAAGUGAUUCAAAUAUUGUCGGCUCUGAUGCUGUAAUCCACCCUAAAAGGAAGAGGACCUACACGUUUAUCUCAAGAAGCUCGAAAGUUCAAUUCAAUAAAGCUGGGAGCUCAACUACACUUAGUUCCAAAAGUACAGGAGUAGCUGACUCAUCAACAACAAAUCAAGUUAGCCUAUCUGGCCCUGAUUUAAACCAGCUUGCCAGAUUAUUAGAAAAACAAUCCACAUCUGCACAAGAAGAUCAUGACCCUAGUUUGAUAAACAGAGUACCACUGAGGGAGCUAAAUAGCAAACGCUCCCAAUUUAGGACACAAAUAUCAAUGAAGCCACUGAAGAGAGGACUUGUGAAAUCACCAGGUUCCAGAGAACUUGCCGGUCUGUUAAGAAAUGAAGCAUCUCCAGUUUUGCAGACAAGCAGGCAAAGAAGAAACAUGUCCAAAGUCCAUGUUCUGUUGAGCCAAAGCAUGGAUAAGGAAACCAUCAAAAUGCAAACAAAGUGGCGACAACUAUUUCAGAAGCUACACACUUUUGUUGCUGAAAAGUUUGCCCGUACAAGGAACAUGCUUGAAGCAAUAGCUAUGGGGAUACCUGUAGUCACGCCAUCAUGGCUUCAAUGCUGUAGUGAAGCAAGAGGGUUUGAAAAUCUGUUUCAGGGUAGAAGAGUAUUAAUCACACCAAACACCAAGCCUAGCAAGGAGCUUCUGAAAAAUUUAGUAGUUGCAGCUCAUGGUCUGGAAGUUUUUGACUCGGAGCUUCUUCUGAAUGGUAUUGUCACUCAGAGGCUAGAGUUCGCCAGGUAUCGCCUCUUUCCAUGA